Messenger RNA from Daldinia caldariorum, 1869 nucleotides. RefSeq lists its product as uncharacterized. The record is from RefSeq and is a predicted model, not a curated record. The coding region runs from base 167 to 1798 and encodes 543 amino acids. Lineage: Eukaryota; Fungi; Ascomycota; Sordariomycetes; Xylariales; Hypoxylaceae. The transcript has a single exon.
UAUGUGAACUAAUAAGGCUCUCAUUUCGUUCUCUUUUAUUUACCGAAAUAUACUAGGAGCAAAGAGGUAGGAGACAAGAGGUACUGGACCGACCGACCAACGCAACCCAGGUACUUAUCAUCAUAUCUGGCUCGCGGCUUGCCUAAAGCCGUAACCGCCACCAUCCAUGAUUGGCAUGUCGAUACCAGAAUACAUCUUCAUACGUAUAUGUAUAUUCAUCGUGCAGUAUACAACACCGCUAUGCAUAACAUGCCUGGCCCUCUUAGCGGCCGCUCAUAGCUGGUCUCUCACAACGGUGCUAUCUUAUCCCCUCGGCAUAGUGCUACUCCUCUACUGCAUCGUUGACGUGCUGUACGCCAUCCUGAUAUACAUUCCGCACAACCGGAGGUCGCAAGAGGAAGCACAGCAUCCACCGCAGCUCUCACGUGAGGAGCGUAGUGCUCUAUUCCAACGCUGCCUUACAAACGUGCCAGACGUCCGGCGUUAUAUCCAGAUGUGGUUUCUUGGCGCGGACGAGUCCGAGAUACGGAGAGACAACGUACGCGAGUUUAUUCUUUGGGCCUUCUUUGAUAAGAAACCAGGGCACGAGUCAGACGAAGAAGAGAAAGAAAUACAUGAAUACAUAGAAACUAUCGAGGCGCUUUUGGGACGUAAGCUAGAACCGGGAAGAGGGAAGGCUGAGAGUCUACGAUUGACUCUGGACGAAGUGGAAACCCGAUAUAGAACUUUUGCGUGGUAUUUGAUCGUGGGGCUGGUUGACUUUGUGUCGCAUUGUCGACUAGUGCGUAAGGGGUUUCAUUAUCAUGCUCUAUCGCCGUCUAAAACCCACUCCGUCAUCCCUCCGCGCUUACAAGACCUCUUUGCCCAAAAACAUUCCGAGUCAGAGGAACUCACGUACUGGUACCGUCCUCAUACCGCUACCAACAAGCUUCCCGUAGUAUUCUUGCAUGGUAUCGGAAUUGGCCUCUACCCAUAUGUACCAUUCCUCGAUCGACUCAACUCAAAAUCUGAAGAGCGAGACGUGGAGGGACACAUAGGUAUUAUCGCCGUCGAGGUUCUGCCCAUUUCCUUCCGGAUCACGGAGGCGCCGUUGGGCAGGAUCGAGUUCCUUAAGCAGAUUGCUACGAUUCUUGAUGCGCACGGGUGGGACAGGUUCGUGUUGGCAUCCCAUUCGUAUGGAACCGUCUUGGCAACCCACAUGCUGCGUUCGGAGAACCUAACCGACCGGAUCGCAUCAGUAGUACUCAUCGACCCCGUGACCAUCCUGUUGCAUCUACCAGACGUAGCAUACAACUUUACUAGACGCAGGCCUAGAGGGGCCAAUGAGUGGCAGCUAUGGUACUUUGCGAGCAUGGACCCCGGGGUGGCGCACUGUCUUGGGCGGCAUUUCUUUUGGAAGGAUAACAUUGUUUGGAAAGAAGAGCUAUUGGGUGUGGUAAGAGGGUCACUUGCAGGGAAUGGUGGUGUGGAUGAUCAGAAAGGUCGGUCCAUUGUGAAACCGCGCCGAAAGGUAGCGGUGUGUCUCGCAGAGCAAGAUUUGAUUGUCGACACUUCAACGGUUGCCAAAUACUUGAGUGCAGAUGGCGAUGGUUGGGUCGCCCCUAACCCUGCAGAUAGGGGGAUCGCUACUUGGCUCGACGGGUGGUCUACGGAACAAGACCGUUCCAGGUGUAGUCUUCUCACACGCGAUGGAAUCGAGGUACUCUGGUUUCCUGGUUUAGACCAUGCUCAAGUGUUUGACUCGGAGGAGACUCAGGAUCAACUUUGCAGCUUAAUACGCCGUUAUUGUAAAGAAUAGAUGACCACCCUGGAGAUUGCCGCCAAUUAUCGAGUUAAUAAAUAGAGUUAAAUAGUUCAAAUGCAACCAGG